Oldenlandia corymbosa var. corymbosa is the source of this 1671-nucleotide messenger RNA. Lineage: Eukaryota; Viridiplantae; Streptophyta; Magnoliopsida; Gentianales; Rubiaceae. The record is from the annotation of a GenBank genome assembly.
GGGGGCGAAUCAUAUAAACAAAUAGUAUAAGACACUAUCGGAAAUAUAGCAAAAUUAAACCUAAAAUGCAUCAUUGAAGAGAGCGGCAAAUGAAUCCAACGAACAGAAACUAAUGUAAGGGUAAAAUUCGAGAGGGGGAUAAAAGGCACGAGCCUGUUGGAAGCGUUUGAGCUUAAAAUGGAAGAAAAUGGGAGGUAAUAUAGCGAAGAAUGCAAGACCGAUUACAAGCCAUCUGAUGAUCUGUCUUCUGGAUACUCCGGCAUUGCCUCUCCCGACGGCACCGCCAGGAAGCCGUCGACGCCUGUUCCUUUUCCACAGGACCCCGACCACCAUUCUCUGGUUUGCCCGUCGCCAGGUCACAUGUAGUUUAACUCUAAUCCAACCUGAUUAAUAAAUAUUUGCAAUUUACUCCCUCAAUUUUAUGGUCAAGAGCCACAUCUCCUAAAUAACGACCCCGAUGAAACGAACAUUUCCCUCCCGAGUUUUUAAAAAUUAAAAUCAAUCUUUCUCUCUCCCUCUCUCUCUCUCUCUCUCUCUCUCACACACACACACACAAUCGAAGCAGCUUUCAUCAUCCGAAGAAUCAACUUGACCCAAUUUCUCGGUUAACGUAGGGUAAAUAUGGAGGAGUACUUACAGCACAUGAAGACUCUCCGCACUCAAAUGAACGAGGUGGAGGAUCAAGCUGCGAAGAUAUCAGUAGAAGAGCAGAUGCACCUUAGUACUGUUCAGAAUUUGGAGAAGGACCUCCUCUUUGUUAAAGAUGAAACAAAGCGAGUUAAAGCAGAAUGUGAGAGCAUUAUGAAGUCAAAGGGGAUAAUCUGUUCUGGAAUCUUGGAGAAACAGAGAAAAAUAUCUUCAUUGGAAUCGGAUUCAUAUAAUCUCAGCCAGACACUGGAUCUCUUGCAACAGGAAAAUGUGACCCUGUCAGCAAGGUUGGAAGAGAAAAGCUCAUAUUACACAGAAGUUGUUGAAGAUAUUGCAAGCAAAAUUAAGGAUAAACAGGAUUGGAUUAAUGCUCAUAAACACAGCUCCCUUAUCAAAGAGAACGGCUUGGUGUCCACGUGUUUAGUUAAAACAACUCAGGUGGAGGACAAAAGCUGCAGCAGAGCUUGUGAAACUGAAGAAUUUCAGCCUAAUGAACUAAACAGCAUAAUGUCAAAGGUGGAUGCUGCCAAAGCUAAACUUGACCAGAUGUCACAGAUGAAAAACACCCUUGUUUUGGAGAACAGCAAGAUAAAUCAAUCCAUGGAGCUUGUGAAGGUCAAGAUGGGAAACUUUGAGGUCAGUUGGUGCCUGCAACUUUUACUGGCUAUUGAUUUCUUAUUUUCACCUUGAUAAUUUUCCAAGACUUCUUCACUUUCUUGAUCUUCUUAUAAGCCAAAAAAGAACAGCAUUCUUUUGUAAAACAUCUAUCAGGUUAAAUAGUUGAUUUGCUGCUGUAUUAGUUUCUUUUUGUUUUUCCUUUCCAUUUCCCUCUUGCUCUUUUUCGUUGCGAGAAGAUUGCUUAGUGCUUCGUAUUGAGAACUGAUCUUUCCAGAUGAGUAGUUUUGAUGGGGACAAGGAAUGGUAGAAGAACCCUAUCACUAAGUUCUUCCCAUUUUAUGCCCAGGAUCAUCAUGAUCCAAGGAAGGAGCCAAAGUGUUGGGACUUUGGUUAAGUUAAUCCUUU